AUGGCACUGUGCGGCUCCAGGUGCAAGCGGGAGCAAUGCACACACCUGGCGGCACAGCCAGCCCUUCUUCGGCCGCCGCUCCGUCCUUCCCAUUCCUCCUGUCCGCGGGCGCGCAGGAAGGCGAUCGGGAGCGGGCUGGGAGAAGUUGGAACCUACGCGCUUCUCCUCGCUCCCGGCCAUCCCCCGCGAUCUCCGAGCCCUCCUAACAAUGGUAGCAGUGUUCCAGCGGGCAGCUCUGCCCUGAAAUCGGACCGAAUCCCCCUGCGCUCCGACCGGCGGUCCCGCCGCCCGUCCGCUCCUCUGCCCUCGCCAGCGCCGGUCCCCGCGGCGGGAGGGGACGGGCGGGGAGGGGAGGGGAGGGGGCGCCUCUCCCCGCACCUGGCGGCGGUGACGUCACCCCGCCGCCCCCCGCCCGCCCGCGCGCUGACCCCGGCCGCGCUCCCCGCACCUUCCCCGCCGGCCGAUCCCGCCGCCGCGCCGGCCGCGGGCACACGGGGCGGCCGGGAGCGGGAGGAGGAGAGGCAAGCGCCGCGCUCCGGCACAAGUGCGGCCCCCUUCUCUCCACCGCCUCGCAACACGCCCCCCUCGUGCUCCUGCCCGCGGGGGCGGCGGGGGCGGCGGGGACACGGAGGAAAGCGGCUCCGCGGCGUGCUUUCCCCCUUCCCUCCAUCACAGCCUCCCGCCGCCGCCCCCCGCGCGGGCGCGGACAAAGGGGAGGGGAGCAACACCUGGCGAGCGCCGGUCCCUUUGUGGGGUAGCCGCGUCCCGCAGCCCCGCCGGCGAUGGGGAGCGGGGGCCGGUCCCUCCCGCCCGCCCUAG
Messenger RNA from Agelaius phoeniceus (red-winged blackbird), 819 nucleotides. Lineage: Eukaryota; Metazoa; Chordata; Aves; Passeriformes; Icteridae. The record is from RefSeq and is a predicted model, not a curated record.